AUGUGUCGUAUUAAACUGAAUAUUUCUGAAACGGUUAACAAUGGUAAAUGCGUAAAUGAUGGUGCUGGAAAAGCAUUAAUUCAUUGUUAUUAUGAUCCUCAAUCAACGUCAAAACUAUUACUAACGCACGUUAACUGGACACAACUAGAUUAUCUCAGGGCUGAUGAAUUUUAUUAUGCAAGUAACUGGACAGCUCAAGGUGGAUACUAUAUUAAUCUUCUCUCAUUAAAAACAACUAGCACAUCGACAACUACCACUACAACUGCUACCACAUUAACUUCAACAACAACAGCUCCUGUGACCAGUACAACUACGACCACGUCAACUUCAACAACAACUACAACACCUCCUGUGACCAGUACAACUGCUACCACAUCGACUUCAACAACAACAACAACAGCUCCUGUGACCACUACAACUACUACUACGUCUACUUCAACAACAACAACAACACCUAUUGUGACUAGUACAUUGACGAUGACUACAAAACAUCAAAUAAUUACAACAUCAUCAAUCAUACUUUCAGAUACAGGUACAACAUUUUUUAAAUCCAAAGAUACUACCCGAAAACUUGAAAUAACAACAAAACCAUUGAUAACACUUUCAAAUAAAGAUACAACAUUUCCUAAAUUCAUAGAUACCGCCACAUCAUUUAUAGCAAUAACAGAACUAUCCAUGGCUACUUCUGCAACAAUUUUAGGAAAACCAUCAAACAAAUCGCGAUUGCCAAUAACAUCUCUCAAUAAUCAACAUUCUUCCAACAAAACCUCUAAAUCUUCGAGUAAAUCAUUUUUAGUAUUAUCAACUAUUAUUUUACUGUGCAUCGUUGGACUCGUAUCAUUUGUAAUAUUUCAUUUUUAUGGAAAUCGACAAAAUAAGGAUGAAUCAUUUUUGCAACACAAUAAUAGUGAUGAGUCCAUGAAUUCUGAAAUGAAUGAAUCUGAAACAGAUCUAUCAACAGAAUAUACUAUGCCGGUCCAGACACAGUUGAAGUUAUCUAACAUAGAACCAAGUCGAAAAGGUGGACGUGUAUUUAGUCAACUCGAUCCAGAUGCAUAG
Messenger RNA from Adineta steineri, 1059 nucleotides. The record is from the annotation of a GenBank genome assembly. NCBI's taxonomy places the organism in Eukaryota, Metazoa, Rotifera, Eurotatoria, Adinetida, Adinetidae.